This is a messenger RNA of Pieris macdunnoughi, 648 nucleotides long. The record is from the annotation of a GenBank genome assembly. NCBI's taxonomy places the organism in Eukaryota, Metazoa, Arthropoda, Insecta, Lepidoptera, Pieridae.
AUGUCGGCAUUCAAAAGCUUCCAAGGUUGUAUUUCCGCCCUGGUGGACCCUAGCAAGCUACAGCAAGAGAUCGAAGAAGCCAAACCUCAGGGACAAGUUGAUGAGGUAUUCAAAAAGUACUGCGACAAAACACCGUCAUUCAGAGUCUGCUUCAGCAACAUGACAGAUGCGGUAAAGCCUUGCCUUGCAGAAGAAGAGCAGCAGAGUAUGAAGACUGUUCACAAUAUUACCGAACAACUUGCAGAUUUUAUUUGUUUCAAGGAAGGCGAUCGCAUUGCACUAUUCAUCGCUGAAAAUGGACCCGAGUGCAUCCAAGAGAAGCAGGAAGAAUUGCAAGCCUGCUUUAACAGUACCAUCGGCUCAGUGAACAUCGGAGAAGGAAACUUCACAGCUAACAGCAUACCUGCUAUUACUUUUGGGCAAAAGGAAUGCCAACAGUUAACGGAGCUCCAAAAGUGUGUCGUUAAGGCUCUUGGAGGUUGCCCAUCACCAACUUCAGCUAACAUCAUUGACUCCCUCUUCAAGUUUGCUCUCAAAGCUACCCCAUGCAAGGACUUCAUUAAGGAAGAGAAGAAAGGGAACUCCGCUCAUCGCUUCGCAGUCAGCAGUUUCGUAUUAAGUGCUUUAGUUCUUAAAGCUAUGUUCUAA